UUCACCCAUGGGAAGUGACUGAAGGAGGAAGUUCAAGGGCAAGAGUGAGUGCCAGCAGAAGGCUGGGAGAUGGAGUGCAGUCUGUAGCUUGUUCCUGCUGCCAGGCUCCACCGAGGGGAACGGGGACCUGUCUGAAGAGAAGAUGCCCCUGCUGACGCUCUACCCGCUCCUCUUCUGGCUCUCAGGCUACUCCAUUGCCACCGAAAUCACCGGUCCAACAACGGUGAAUGGCCUGGAGCGGGGCUCCUUGACCGUGCGGUGUGUUUACAGCUCACACUGGGAGACCUACUUGAAAUGGUGGUGUCGAGGAGCUGUUUGGCAUGACUGCAAGAUCCUUGUUAAAACCAAUGGAUCAGAGCAGGAGGUGAAGAGGGACCGGGUGUCCAUCAAGGACAAUCAGAAAAACCGCACGUUCACUGUGACCAUGGAGGAUCUCAUGAAAACUGAUGCUGACACUUACUGGUGUGGAAUUGAGAGAACUGGAUCUGACUUUGGGGUCCCAGUUCGAGUGACCAUUGACCCAGCACCAGUCACCCCGGAAGAAACUAGCAGCUCCCCAACUCUGACCGGCCACCACUUGGACAACAGGAGUGAGGGUUCCCAGGCUGCAAACUACAGACCUGCAGCUCAUCAGGGGACGCUUGCCACUGUUUCCAGGCACAACCUCCUGAAGCUCAGUGUCCUCCUGCCCCUCAUCUUCACCAUACUGCUGCUGCUUUCGGUGGCUGCCUCGCUCUUGGCUUGGAGGAUGAUGAAGCGCCAGCAGAAAGCGGCCGGGAUGUCCCCAGAGCAGGUACUGCAGCCCCUGGAGGGUGACCUCUGUUAUGCAGACCUGACCCUGCAGCUGGCCGGAACCUCUCCCCAAAAGGCUACCACGAAGCUCUCCUCCUCUGCCCAGGCUGACCAGGUGCAAGUGGAAUAUGUCACCAUGGCUCCCUUGCCGAAGGAGAACAUUUCCUACGCAUCUCUGACCUUCGGUGCUGAGCAUCAGGAGCCGACCUACUGCAACAUGGGCCACCUCAGUGGCCACAUCCCCAGCGGGGGUCCUGAGGUGCCCAUGGAAUACAGCACCAUCAGGAGGCUUUAGCAUGCACUCCAGGCUCCUUCUUGGACCCCAGGCUGUGAGCACACUCCUGCCUCAUCAACCGUCUGUCCCCUGCUCCCCUUAUCAGGACCAACCCGGGGACUGGUGACUCUGCCUGAUCAGCCAGCAUUGCCCCCAGCUCUGGUUUGGGCUUGGGGCAAAGUCUCAGGGGGCUUCUAGGAGUUGGGGUUUUCUAAACAUCCCCUCCUCUCCUACAUAGUUGAGGAGGGGGCUGGGGAUAUGCUCUGGGGCUUUCAUGGGAAUGAUGAAGAUGAUAAUGAUAAAAAUGUUAUCAUUAUUAUCAUGAAGUAUCAUUAUCAUAAUACAAUGAACCUUUAUUUAUUGCCUACCACAUGUUAUGGGCUGAAUAAUGGCCCCCAAAGAUAUGUGUGUCCUAAUCCUCAGAACCUGUGACUGUUACCUUCUGUGGCAGAAAGGGACUGUGCAGAUAUAAGUUGAGGACUUUGCGAUAGGGAGGUUAUCCUUGCUGAUUCAGAUGGGCCCAAAAUAUCACCACAAGGGUCCUCAUAAGAAAGAGGCCAGAAGGUCAAAGAGGAAGAGACAAUGAGAUGAUGGAAGUGGACAUGGGUGUGAUGUGAGCAGGGGCCAUGAAUGCCGCAGGCUUCACAUGCUAGAAAGGGAAAGGAACGGAUUCCCCUGCCCGGAACCUCCAAAAGCAACCAGCCCUGCCCACUGCUUGACUUGAGCCCAUUGAAACUGAUCUUGAGCUCCUGGCCUCCAGAAUUGCAGGAGAAUAAAUUUGUGUUGUUUUUAAUAAGCCA
Messenger RNA from Nomascus leucogenys (northern white-cheeked gibbon), 1866 nucleotides. RefSeq names its product CD300 molecule like family member f (gene CD300LF). Gene Ontology annotation, molecular function: transmembrane signaling receptor activity. The record is from RefSeq and is a predicted model, not a curated record. NCBI's taxonomy places the organism in Eukaryota, Metazoa, Chordata, Mammalia, Primates, Hylobatidae. The transcript has 8 exons. The coding region runs from base 143 to 1087 and encodes 314 amino acids. Gene Ontology annotation, cellular component: plasma membrane.